This is a messenger RNA of Penicillium soppii, 1398 nucleotides long. RefSeq names its product phosphoserine phosphatase SerB. Gene Ontology annotation, biological process: L-serine biosynthetic process; dephosphorylation. Gene Ontology annotation, molecular function: magnesium ion binding; L-phosphoserine phosphatase activity. Gene Ontology annotation, cellular component: cytoplasm. The coding region runs from base 1 to 1398 and encodes 465 amino acids. The record is from RefSeq and is a predicted model, not a curated record. NCBI's taxonomy places the organism in Eukaryota, Fungi, Ascomycota, Eurotiomycetes, Eurotiales, Aspergillaceae. The transcript is spliced from 3 exons.
AUGGUAGAUUCCAGCCGUCCCACGCGGCCAUCUCUCGGCCAAAUGCGCAGCAGCUCAUUCCUGCAAGACCACCAACAAUACAAGCCAAUGGCUCCAAUCAACCAGAUCAACCCAAACAUCAGCGAGGUUCUAGCCAACCAAGUGGACGAAAACCUAGUGCUGAACGCAAACCCAAUCAAGCCGGAUCCCGAGCGCGUCACUGACAGCGGAAUUAUCCACAACAUCUUCAACCACCACGAGAACCCCCUCCCAAGCGGCACGGCGCAAAUCGUCGCGACAAUCUACUACAAAUCCGCCAAUCCGAUCCACCCCCACUUCCACCCCGAUGCGACGCCCCGUCCUGCAGCCGGUGGUUCCCUCCCAGCACCAACCGUGCCCGAGGGUUCAGCUCCGACAGAAGAUAUGGACAAGUUCCCCCGCGAGCCACCCGCGCCAGAGCCUGAGCCGCUGGAUCACCUUUACGGACCGUACGUCUCGCAGAUGUGCCUGACGAACUUCCUUCAGAUUUUGGAAACUUUGCCUACGCCCUACCAGCGCAUGAACACCUCCCACCGCUGCCUGGAUCGCGAGGAGCACCCCCGCGUCGUGGAAGUCACUUUCUCUCCCCCGCCAAACCCGGAUUAUCUCUCGUUCCCGGAUCUGCGGAAGCACGAGAGUAUCUGGCGCUUUGAGCGCGAGUGGAACGUUGAGGUUGUCUUGCAGAAGGAGAGCGUGUUCCGCCGGCACAAGCGCCUGGCUGUGUUCGAUAUGGACAGCACUUUGAUUGACAACGAGUGCAUUGAUGAGAUUGCCAAAUUCAUUGGUGUUGAGAAGCAGGUUUCCGAAAUCACCGAGCGCGCCAUGAACGGCGAACUGGACUUCUCUGCGUCCUUGAAGGAGCGCGUCGGCUUGCUGAGCGGUGUUCCCGCAGACGUCUUUGAGAAGCUGAAGUCCGUGCUGAAAAUCGCCAAGGGUGCCCGUGAGCUCUGCCGAGCAUUGAAGACUCUGGGCUACACCCUUGCCGUGGUCAGCGGUGGUUUCCAGCCUCUCGCCGAGUGGCUAGCUGAACAGCUGGGCAUCGACAUUGCCGUUGCCAACCACCUCGAAAUCGACGAGGCCAGCCAAACCCUAACCGGCAAGCUCGUGUCCUCGUACCCCAUCAUCGACGCUGCGCAGAAGCGCACACUCCUCAAGUCCAUUGCAGCCGAGCGCAACAUUCCCAUCUCGCAAACAAUCGCCAUUGGCGAUGGCGCUAACGACCUACUCAUGCUGCACGCUGCCGGCCUCGGCGUUGCCUGGCGCGCCAAGUCCAAGGUCCAGCUGGAGGCGCCGACCCGCAUCAACGGCGAGAGUCUGGUCGAUGUCCUUUACCUGCUUGGAUUGGACAACGACGACAUCGCGGAGUUGACCUCCCAAUGA